Molecule: messenger RNA, 851 nt
Organism: Owenia fusiformis
Lineage: Eukaryota; Metazoa; Annelida; Polychaeta; Sabellida; Oweniidae
Source: the annotation of a GenBank genome assembly
GAUGCAACCCAACCACAGAUGGUGACAAACAGAUUGAACCUGUAUAUCUCAAUGAUCCAAACAGCACUAAUCUGAAUGAAUCUGAAAUGCAUAACUACGAGAAUAAGGGAAUGUGGAACCCAACCACGGAUGGUGUAAAGCAGAUUGAACCAGUUGAACCUGUUUAUCUCAAUGAUCCAAACAGCACUAACCCAAAUGAAUCUGAAAUGCAUAACUACGAGAAUAAGGGAAUGUGGAACCCAACCACAGAUGGUGUAAAGCAGAUUGAACCAGUUGAACCUGUUUAUCUCAAUGAUCCAAACAGCACUAACCCAAAUGAAACUGAAAUGCAUAACUACGAGAAUAAGGGAAUGUGGAACCCAACCACAGAUGGUGUAAAGCAGAUUGAACCAGUUGAACCUGUUUAUCUCAAUGAUCCAGACAGCACUAACCGAAAUGAAACUGAACUGCAUAACUAUGAGGACAUAAAUUUGGACAAUAGAACUCAGAAUGAAGCAAACCUAUACUGUAGGUUGGAUUUGAACAGUGAAUCAAAGCACCCCAAAGUUGAAGAUGAUAAAGAAACCCCUUAUGCAGAAUCCCCUUUAAAAGAUGUGAAUAAAUCCAAGCAAUAAUAUGUUGGGUUAGGUCCAAAAUAUGGAGUCUAAUUCCAUAUACUCUAUCAAUUACAAUGACUCUUCCCCAAUGCAACCCGUUACAAAAAACUAUCAUCCCAAAGAUCCCGUUGCUGGAAGUGAAGAUAAGAACAUACCUUGCCAGGUACCAAUUAUGAAGACCAAAGAAAUAUAUUCCAUCAAUGAUGAUCAAUACUUUAAUGGUCAAAAUGUAGCAAAAGCCACAAAUCAGAUAGA